AUGGGUGAAGGCUUCGCCUUGCCAGAUCCUGGUACCAGCCUCCGCUUCCAACAAAAGGCUGAAGGCAGGGUCUUGCCAGCUCCUGGCACCAACACUCGCUUCCAGGAAAGUGUGGUGCAGGUGAGCGGUCUGCGGUUCGAGACGCAGAUCCGGACGCUGAACCAGUUCCCGGACACGCUGCUCGGGGACCCGGCGCGAAGGAUCCGCUACUUUGACCCGCUCAGAAACGAGUAUUUCUUCGACCGCAACAGGCCGAGCUUCGACGCUAUUUUGUAUUAUUACCAGAGCGGCGGCAGACUACGCAGGCCUGCUAAUGUGCCCCUCGAUGUCUUCGCUGAGGAGAUCAAGUUUUACGAGCUCGGGGAGGGAGCGACUAAUAAAUUCAAGGAGAACGAAGGCUUCAUCAAGGAGGAGGAGAGACCGCUGCCCGACAACGAGUUCCAGCGCAAAGUUUGGUUAUUGUUUGAGUUUCCUGAGAGCUCUCAGAACGCGCGUGUGGUAGCCAUCAUCUCUGUUAUAGUUAUAUUAUUGUCUAUAGUUAUAUUCUGCUUAGAAACUCUACCCGAGUUCAAGCAUUACAAAGUGUACAAUACGACUGCCAACGGCACUGUCAUCGAGGAGGAUGAAGUGCCUGAAGUGACUGAUCCAUUUUUCUUAAUAGAAACAAUAUGCAUAAUAUGGUUUACAUUUGAAUUACUGGUGAGAUUUUUCGCGUCGCCUAAUAAAGGUGAUUUUUUAAAAGACGUCAUGAAUGUGAUCGAUAUCGUGGCCAUCAUCCCGUACUUCAUUACCGUGGCCACCGUCGUGGCUGAGGAGAAGGAGAAGGAUAUGGUCAUCCCUGUGGAGAAGCUGUCACCUCACGAGAAGGGGUCAAAUCAAGCCAUGUCAUUAGCAAUCCUUAGAGUUAUUAGACUCGUCAGAGUAUUCAGGAUAUUCAAACUAUCCCGGCACUCUAAAGGAUUGCAAAUCCUAGGAAGAACACUCAAGGCUUCCAUGAGAGAGUUGGGGCUCCUCAUCUUCUUCUUGUUCAUCGGUGUCGUGCUGUUCAGCAGCGCCGUGUACCUCUUUCUUCUACCUUUUCGCCGCGCAGACCCCUCAUUACCCUUGUAUCCCUUGUGUCCCGCAGACCCGUGGGGGUGUGGGGCCAGACGCCUCAUUACCCGUGUAUUCCUUGUGUCCCGCAGACCCGUGGGGGUGUGGGGCAAGAUCGUGGGAUCGUUGUGUGCGAUCGCAGGCGUGCUAACGAUCGCGCUGCCCGUGCCCGUGAUCGUGUCGAACUUCAAUUACUUCUACCACCUGGAGACAGACCAGGAGGAAAUGCAGAGUCAGAACUUCAACCACGUCACCAGCUGUCCCUACCUGCCGGGUACUGUUGGCCAACACCUGAAGAAGGACUCAUUCUCCGAGUCUUCCUCCGACAUCAUGGAGCUGGAGCAAGGCUUACUCAUCCCGCAGGAGAUAACCAAGAAGCAUAACUGCAACCCCCGCCACAACAACAACAUUAAUGCCAUGAGUAUAGAGACGGACGUUUGACAUUUAGGCGUCUCGCCGGAGUGAGUGCCAAGCCCGACCGCUGAACCAUUGCCUGCCCACUGGAGCCCAGCGGCCUGCCUUCUCAGCGCCCAGCGGCCGCCUCAGCUGCAUUCUCAGCUGCCUCCCCAGCGGCCGCCUCAGCUGCAUUCUCAGCUGUCUCCCCAGCGGCCGCCUCAGCUGCAUUCUCAGCUGCCUCCCCAGUGGCCGCUCCAGCUGCAUUCUCAGCUGCCUCCCCAGCGGCCGCCUCAGCUGCAUUCUCAGCUGCUUCCCUUGUUAUUCCAUCUGGCAACUCAGCAGCUGACCUCUUACCAGCUGGAAAAAGCCUA
Hyalella azteca is the source of this 1859-nucleotide messenger RNA. It is a transcript of the gene shaker, whose product is annotated as potassium voltage-gated channel protein Shaker. Gene Ontology annotation, cellular component: membrane; voltage-gated potassium channel complex. The coding region runs from base 1 to 1533 and encodes 510 amino acids. The record is from RefSeq and is a predicted model, not a curated record. The transcript is spliced from 7 exons. NCBI's taxonomy places the organism in Eukaryota, Metazoa, Arthropoda, Malacostraca, Amphipoda, Hyalellidae. Gene Ontology annotation, molecular function: delayed rectifier potassium channel activity. Gene Ontology annotation, biological process: protein homooligomerization; potassium ion transmembrane transport.